This is a messenger RNA of Fusarium graminearum PH-1, 696 nucleotides long. RefSeq lists its product as uncharacterized. The record is from RefSeq and is a predicted model, not a curated record. Bases 1 to 696 code for a protein of 231 amino acids. The transcript is spliced from 3 exons. Lineage: Eukaryota; Fungi; Ascomycota; Sordariomycetes; Hypocreales; Nectriaceae.
AUGAAAGUCAUAGCAGUCGCUGGCGGAACCGGAAGUGUCGGAAGCACCAUUGUCGAUGGCCUUGUCGAGUAUGGGAAUCAUAAAGAACGGCCUUCAACAGGCGCAGUGAACUACCUCAAGGUAGACUAUAGCGAUAUCGAUGCUACUACCAAAGCACUCGAGGAAGCCAACGUCAACACCGUCAUCUGCGCCAUCGCUGUUAUUUCGCCUGAGUCAAACCAGGCCCAGAAGAACUUGAUCCAAGCAGCUGCGCAGUCACGUCCCACCAAGCGAUUUGUGAUCAGUAGCUUCGAUGCGCUCCACAUGAAAGAGGACGUUGAAAUUGCUCCCUGGUGGGGAUAUACUUUCGAAGCGAUUGACAUGCUCGAAAAGACAAGUCUUGUGUACACCCGCAUCGCCAAUGGCUGGUUUCUCGAUUACUACGGCAUGCCCCACUGGAAAACCAAUCUUGAGCCAUGGCUAAAUGUUCUCAACAUGGAGUCAAAGUGGGCAGCCAUUCCCGGCGAUGGGGGUGUCCAAGCAAGCUUUGUCACCUCUCAAGACAUGUCCAGAUUCGUAGCUCGGCUAAUGGACGCUGAUAAAUGGGAUCAGAUUAGCGCCAUUCGAGGUGUAACACUUUCUUUGGAUGAGCUACUACAAAUGGCCGAGAAAGCUCGAGGCAAGUUGUUCACCACUGAGCUGGAAUCAUCUUAUUAA